AUGAAGAAAUCAACUGCCACUCCCAUUUUCAACCGUUUUUCAAAUCCCUGGACUGUUGUUCAUUUUAACUCUAGCAUAAGAGAAGCUGUAGACCAAAAUCAAAGCCACAAAGCCCUUGCUCUCUUUCGCCAAAUGAAAGGAAUCGAUUUAGAACCGAAUAAUUUAACGUUUCCCUUUAUAGCAAAGGCCUGUGCCAAACUCUCUAACCUCAAAUACUCCCAAAUCAUCCAUACCCAUAUCGCUAAAUCCCCAUUUCAAUCGGACAUUUAUGUUCAGACGGCAUUGGUUGACAUGUAUAUAAAAUGUAACCACAUAGAUUAUGCAUAUGACUUGUUUGAAUCAAUGCCUAGAAAGGAUCUUGCUGGUUGGAAUGCAAUGCUUGUGGGGUUUGCUCAAAUGGGUUUUCUUGAUCGAGUUUCAAAACUUUUCAAUCAAAUGAGAUUUGAAGGAGUUCAGCCGGACUCAGUCACAGUCGUAGGAUUGACACAAUUGGUUGCUGCUAUAAAGGAUCUUAAAUUGAUGAAUGCAGUGCAUUCGCUUGGGAUGAUAAUUGGGAUAGAAGCUGAUGUUUCGGUUGCUAAUACUUGGAUUGUCGCCUAUGCCAAAUGUGGCGAUAUGGAAUCGGCGGAGAUGAUUUUCCAGGGGAUUGUGUUGGCUUUUGUAACUGUUGUGUCAUGGAACUCGCUGAUUACAGGAUGUGCCCACCUUGAGGAAUCAUUUAAAGCAAUUAAGUUCUAUAAUCGGAUGCUUUGUGAUGGAUUUAGGCCAGAUGUGAGCACGAUUCUAAACCUGCUAUCAUCAUUUGGGCGACUCAAAGGACUAUAUCAGGGUAAGUUGAUUCAUUGUCAUGGGAUCCAAGUAGGUUGUGAGGUGGACAUCUCUGUGCUAAACACCCUUAUUUCUAUGUAUUGCAAGUGUGGAGAUACUAAUUCUGCACGAUCUGUAUUUGAUAGAAUGGUGGACAGAACGAGUGUUUCGUGGACUGCUAUGAUCGGUGGGUAUGCUGACAAAGGUGAUUUGAGUGAGGCAUUAACCUUGUUCCACUCUAUGGAAGCAGCUGGUAAGAAGCCUGAUAAGGUCACUGUGCUUUAUCUGAUCUUGGGUUGCGGCCAAACAGGAGCACUUGACACUGGGAGAUGGAUUGACAACUACACCAUCUCAAACGGGUUGAAAAAUAAUGUAUUGAUAUGCAAUGCAUUGAUAGACAUGUAUUCAAAAUGUGGAAGCAUAAGAGACGCUUGGGAACUCUUUCAUUCAAUGCAUGAAAAAACCAUUGUCUCUUGGACAACUAUGAUUGCAGGGAGUGCUCUAAAUGGAGAAUUCAAAGAAGCCUUGGAUCACUUCUUUACGAUGUUGGAAUUGGGGUUGAAGCCCAACCAUGUAACAUUCCUUGCUGUUCUCCAAGCUUGCACUCAUGCAGGUUUCCUUGAGGAAGGAUGGGAGUGCUUUAAUUUGAUGAGUAAAGUAUAUAGAAUAAAUCCGGGACUGGAUCACUACUCCUGUAUGACUGAUCUUCUUGGCCGUAGAGGAAAGCUAAAAGAAGCACUGGAGGUCAUCCAAACUAUGCCUAUCAAACCUGACGCAGGCAUAUGGAGUGCAUUGCUCAGUGCUUGCAAGAUUCACAACAACAUAGAGAUCGGUAGGUAUGCAGCUUGUCAUCUUUUUGAACUGGAACCCCAAGCUGCAGCUCCAUAUGUGGAAAUGGCUAACAUUUAUGCAUCAGCAGGAAGGUGGGAUGGAGUUGCUGCAAUUAGAACACUGAUGAGAGGCAAUCAAGUGACAAAAUCUCCUGGGAAAAGUCUUGUUCAAGUAAAUGGGAAGAGUCACACCUUUACAGUCGAAGAUGGAUGUCAUCCUGAAGGCUUUCAAAUAUAUGAAGUGUUGGAUGGCUUAGUUUUGCUAUUGAAACAGGAAUUAGAUUCAUCAGAUUUAGGGGAACUUUCUUGACCAUGGAAGUUCCUUGGAGUUUGUCUGCAUGUUGUUAUGGAACGUUAGCUGUCUCUGUCUUCUCUUUCUCCCGUGAGUGUACAUAAAACUUCAUCUUUUUCAAAUGGGUGCCAAGUAUCUCAUGACAAGGGAAGCAAUUUAAAUGGAGUUCCAUUUUUGAGAGCCCUAGGUUUUGGGGUGGACCCUUUCACCCUGUAGUAAAAUUCAGCUUGUCGGGACAGAGAAUUGAAUGCAUCAGCUCCGAAAUUCUUGUGGAAUGGGGGUGUUGAACUUCAACCAAGGAAGUUCUGAUAUCAAACCAAACACUUUCAAAUCUGGAAUUGACAAGAUUUUCAAAUUGUUUCCAACAUGGGAGAUAUAGUAUGAAAUGAUGGUACCUUU
This is a messenger RNA of Ilex paraguariensis (yerba mate), 2328 nucleotides long. Lineage: Eukaryota; Viridiplantae; Streptophyta; Magnoliopsida; Aquifoliales; Aquifoliaceae. The record is from the annotation of a GenBank genome assembly.